Uloborus diversus is the source of this 5931-nucleotide messenger RNA. RefSeq names its product patched domain-containing protein 3-like. The transcript has 4 exons. Gene Ontology annotation, cellular component: cytoplasmic vesicle membrane; plasma membrane. NCBI's taxonomy places the organism in Eukaryota, Metazoa, Arthropoda, Arachnida, Araneae, Uloboridae. The coding region runs from base 152 to 3310 and encodes 1052 amino acids. The record is from RefSeq and is a predicted model, not a curated record.
CUUUUCUUUGAGCUGUGCGCUCGACUCAGAAUUGUUAUGAGCUGAGAAAGAGGUUUGAGAUUUCCGGGGAGAAUGUUUUAUCCUUAUUUUUGCGGAGCCUCACUUUCCUCAAGUAGGAGUUCCUGAGCCAAAUAAGCCCCACAAGCACAAGAUGAAGUGCGAUUGCGUGGACCGUCUUGUGUCCUACAUGUUCCGCAAUCUCGGAUGGAUGGUGGGCAAGAAGCCAGGCUACUUUGUUAUAGUUCCUAUUUUAAUAUCUGCGCUUCUAGCCACAGGAAUGCAAAGGAUAAAGUACGAAGCCGAUCCGGAAUACCUCUUCAGUCCUACUGAUGGUCCUGCUAAACACGAGAGGUGGGUGGUGGAGACCAUCUUUCCUAUGAAUCUUUCAAAGAACUUCGAUGUGGGACGGAUGAGUCGGAUUAGUCCGUUUGCCAGGAUCAUGAUAGAGGCAAAGAAUGGUAAAAGCAUUUUUGACAAAGAUGUUUUUAGCGAUCUGAAGCUCAUUGACAAAAUGGUAACGAACAUAACAGUUUGGCAUAACCACAGGCUAUGGAAGUACAAGAACAUGUGUGCGAAAAAGAACAGGCGUUGCUUCGAGAACACCAUUUUGGAAUUUGAGGAUCGCUUGGAUGAUAUGGCUAACGGAAAAUAUUCCAUUGAUUAUCCACUUAUGGUGAACGAAGUGACGUUCAAGAUUUUCUUCAGUGCGGCAUUUUUGGGUGGUGUCAAGACGGACGAGUUCAACAUGAUCGAAUCUGCAAGAGCUGUCAACUUGCUGUAUUUCCUCGAGACGGGCCCAGGCAAAAAAGAACGGGCCAACGUCUGGGAAACUGCAUUUCUGCAAUUAAUGGAAGAUUCAAAUUUUGAACACAUAAAUAUAGCGUACUAUACAUCUCUUACGUUAUCUGAAGAACUCGAGAAAAAUACGAUUUCAGUCUUGCCAUUGUUCAGUGUGACAGUUGUGAUCAUGCUUGCGUUUUCGGUGUCUACGUGUAUGAUGUUGGAUUGGGUAAAAAGUAAACCAUGGCUAGGUGUCUUGGGUUGCUUCUCAUCAGCCGUGGCCGUUGGAGGUGCUUUUGGAUUGACAGUGUAUUGUGGAUUAGAAUUCAUUGGUUUAAACCUUGCUGCACCAUUCUUGAUGUUGGGUAUUGGAAUGGACGAUACGUUCGUCCUGUUGGCAGCUUGGCGUAAAACAGACGACAGGCUGAGCGUGCCCGAGCGGAUGGCGCAUGCGUACGCCGAUGCUGGAGUCUCCAUCACCAUCACCUCUCUCACCAACUUCAUCUCUUUCUGGAUAGGAGUCAUCACCCCGUUCCCCUGCGUGCGAAUCUUCUGCAUUUACACAGCCAUGGCGGUGCUUUUUACCUACAUCUACCACGUGACCUUCUUUGGCGGGUGCAUGGCGCUUAGCGGAUACGCCGAAGAACGUAACCUGCAUUCCUUUAUAUGUGUGCCUACAAUGCCAAAGUCUAUCGCUAAUGAUCGUGGAAAGUGCUUCGUACUGUUUUGCACUGGAGGGCGCAAUCCACUGGAUCCAGACAACCCCAUAGAUAACCAGGAAAACAUGAUGAUGAAAUUCUUCCGGGACAAGCUUGGUGCAUUUCUCUGUAAGAAGAAAGUCAAGUGUGUCAUCAUAGCGACUUUCCUGGUUUAUCUCGGAUUCGGCCUCUGGGGAUGUACAAAAGUCAAAGAAGGUCUUGAACGUUUCAAGAUGGCUCGUUAUGAUUCAUAUUCUUUAGAUUAUUACGAUCUAGAAGAUAAAUAUUUCAGAAAAUAUCCCUACCGAAUUCAAGUUGUAAUCAAUAAGACAUUAGAUUACUCUGAUCCUAAAGUUCAAGAAGAAGUUGAAGAUUUGAUCCAUAAACUAGAGAAUAACAGAUUAAUGGCUGGAAAUCGCUUCACGGAAUCUUGGCUGAGAAUCUACCAUCGAUUUAUGAAGGACCAGAGAACUCAGGUGUUUCUUCAGGGAUUUAACAUGAGCAAAAAAGAGGACUUUUAUAGAGGGAUUAAGCAAGUGUUCUUUCGUCUGUCUCAAAAUUAUUUUGAACAGGACAUCAAAUUCAACGAUGAUUAUACAGAAAUAGUAGCGUCAAGAUUCGUUCUGCAAACAGAAAAUAUCAUGGAUGCGAAUGACGAGAAGAACAUGUUACUGGAACUGAGAGCAAUAGCGGAAAAUUCCACUUUGCCUGUCGUUGUGUUUAAUCAGUUGUUUGUUCUAUUUGAUCAAUUUUUGCUCAUCAAGGAAACAUCCAUCCAAGCUGUCGGAGUUGCCACUGCGGUUAUGAUGAUCAUUUCCUUUAUUUUUAUUCCUAUACCAAGUUGUGCAUUGUGGGUGGCGUUUUCGAUAUUUUCAAUCGAAAUAGGAGUCGUGGGUUACAUGAGUUGGUGGAAUGUGAACCUGGAUGCUAUAUCCAUGAUCAAUCUCAUUCUUUGCAUAGGGUUUUCUGUGGACUACUCGGCUCAUAUAACGUACGCUUACAUAUCUUCAGAACAAAAGGAUCCAGACAUUCGAAUGAAGAACGCUUUGCAUUCCUUGGGCCUGCCAAUUGCGCAAGGAAGCGUCUCAACGUUAAUAGGUAUCGUUGUUUUAAAUGCAGCUCCUUCGUAUAUAUUCACAGUAUUUUUUAAGACAGUGUUUCUUGUUAUCCUGUUUGCCGCUGUUCAUGGCCUUUUGCUUCUGCCUGUGCUGUUGUCCCUAACAGAUGGAUGGUGUGGUUCGAAAAAAGAGAAACCUGAGAAAGAAGGAAUGCCUCCUCCUCCCUUCUACAUUACAAAUCGCCACAAUGACAUUCUGGCAGACAGUGGUAAAGGAGGUGGUUUACCUCCCACGUACCGCUCUCUGGCAGAUCCACACUUUCCAGCCCCCAUCAUUGAAGAACAGCCCAAGUACAAAACGACAGCAACUUGGACAGACAAUGGUGACUUAGACCAAGGCAUUGGUACUAGUGGUGAAAGUAGCGAUGGUAGCUGGCGUGGUGGCCAUGAUGAUAUUGUUGACCACGCGCGACAGCUACGAGGCAGCAAAUCCAAGCUCACGUCCGUAGGUCAGCCGGAUGAUUCGCCGAGGGUCCGGGAACGAGGGGAUCACGUGAACCCCGGCUUUGUGGACGACGAUGGAUAUCGCCGCCACAACAAGCACAAAGGCUACAACGGUAGGUGGGAUGAUCUGGAAGCACGCCAAGAUUCCCCACCUAGGAAGAAUCACUCGAACAACAGAGACAUUUCUCGACCUGACCCGGACAGUCCGUUAAGUCGCUACAUGUCGCGGCUUAACAGCGGUUACGUCAGGGAAUUUCAAUUGCCAUUGUGAUCAAGUUGUAUUAUAAAUGCAUUUUUUUUAGGAAUUAAUGUUACUCAAGUUGUGCCACUUCGUGAUUCGUUAUCACGAUUUUUUUUGCAGCGGCCAUCGAUCUUUUAAUGGACAAAAGGGCUUUUAAUAAUGCCCCGCAGAACGUGAACGCAAGGCAAUCAGCUCGUUGGUGUGUGCGUUUUUGUAUUUUAUCAUGCGUAUUUAUUUUUGUAAUUUUAAGCAACUGUUUUUUAUAAUCAGUUGAAGCGCAAUAAAGUCAUUCAAAGUAAUGAAGUGCAAAAUCUUUGUUCAUCACAUUUGACGUUUAAUAUUACUUGUUUCAUCUUAAGCAUUUAAAUGGUAUACAAAGCUCAAACUGUCCCUCAAAACCUUUCUUGCAUUACAAUUGAAAAAAAAAAAACUGUUUCCCGAAUUCAACAUUCUUGCCGGUAUCAAUUUCUGACAGAAAGGAAAGUCGAGGCUGCCCCCCCCCCCUUUUUUUUCAUUCCUCAUCCUAUUUUUCCCUAUUGCUUUUUAUUAAUUUUUGUUUUACAAUGCGAACUUAUGAACAUUUCAAGCUAGUGUUGAACUCCGCAAUUUGCAGUUUUACCUAGAUACGACUCAAAAUUCCAGCAUCCUUUAAAUAUUAUUUUUACAGUUAUUUCAAUAACUGUUAAGCUGGCACCCUGUCUGAUGUUAUAUGAAAUUAGUGUUAUUGCAUCUUAGAUUAAUUGGUCACACGUUCAAUCACAUCCAGCCAUUUCACCGAAGAGUCAAUUGAUAGAUGCCUCGUUUUAUUGUGAUACAAAGUCAUUCCUUUGAGUGUGGCUAGGGGAUUUGUAAACGUUUGAUAAUUUUUAGUCUUUUUUGAAUUGGACGAACCACUGUAUUAAACCGGUACGAACUUUUGAAUACAAAAAUUUUAUGCAAUUUUGUUAUGAAGUCGGCAAAAAUGUAUUAAAAAUAUUAUAUUUUACAGACAAUGUAAAAUAACAGAAAUAAGUUACUUAAACUAUUAUAAUAUGUGAAACAAUGUUCGAUAUGUUCAGUAAAUUGUUACGACAAAGAAUUUAGUAUACAAUGAACUUUUUUAUUUAUUAAUUUAUUUACCAUUGGCAGAUGUUUGGCAACUAACCUAUUACCCAACAAACUUCCCAAUGUUUUUGAACCGCAAAAGUGAAAGUAAACAAUGCAGUGCAUAUAUCAACGGGUCAAUUACACAUGCAUAAUUUACAUGAGACACAAUUAAGACAGUUGGUAAGUCCGAUUUUAAACAAGUGAGAUAUAAGUGAUCAGUGAACUGCAAUGAGUUUAAUGCCACGAUAAUGAACGAUGUUGUAAUGCUAUAAGUUCCUUAGAUUGAAGCAAAUUAACUGAUUAGAAAUUGUUUUGUGCCAUGAGGAAUUGAUAAGCGUUGAACUGAAACAACUUAAAUAAAUGACGAGUUAAUUAUUAACUUGAAAUUAGUAUUGAUCCCGAGCAGCACAUUUUGUUUCCAGACAUUUUUAAAAGGUUGUGUACGAUGUAAAAACCAUUUUGAAAAGCUUAAAUGUUACGUGUGGUGCUACAUUGGAGACGUAAAUACAUUUUCCAGUGCAUGAAAAUGUUUUUGAAUUUAAAAAUAAAAAAAUUAAUAAACUUCAGCUCAUCUCACUUUUGAAAUUAUGCUUUUUUUUUAAUGUUUUUUGAGGCUCCGUAUGUGCAUUAGUUAAAUAUGCAUGUUAUGUGAAGUCUCUGUACAUGGGCUCAAGACUGCUGUUUUUUUUUUUUUUAAUUUUUUUUUUAUUAUUAAACGUAAAAAUAGAAUGUUAAGUGAUAUAAUAUUUCAGUUCCUAUCUAGAGGAAGAACAAACCAAUAUUUAUUGCUUCUGUUAGCGAUAUUGAAGUGUUGUUCAAAUCAAAGCAACUUAUUAUGAUUAAGUUCGCUUAAAAGGAAACGACUCAGCAAUUCUCAUUGUGUUUUGCUUUAAGAGUAGGUAUAAGUUUUUCUUGGUAUAAAAUGUGCUCACUCGUACAAUUUAUAUUUGGCGCGAGAAAAAGGUAGCUUGAUACAUUUUCAAAAGAAAUACGUUCAAAUUAUUAUUUUUCUUUUAUGUACAAACGUUUUACAAACGUAUAGAAUAAAUAAGCUAUCUCAAACUUCAAACAGAAAUUGACAGGUCUUUAUAUAUUUAUUCAAUGGCUCAUCUUACUUCAAAAUCUUGUGCUGGAGGAAUCUACUUAACCUUGCAUUUGGGAGCUUACGAAUAUGGGUUUUUAAAAUACUACAUACUUUGACGAAAAAAGAAAAAAAAAACAUUGUUAUGUUAUUGAUAUAGAUACUAAUCCAUUUUUAGUUGUCGGCUAGUCACUUGAAUUUUACGAGCAUGAGUGAUGAAAUACGAACCUGAAGAAGUGAAUAAAAAAAGCCCAAACAGAAAUGAUAAUCAUUGUCUUUACGUAGGUGUUUAUUUUUCUUUUUGGAAAUUCAGCCAUAUCAUUUAUGUAUCAAUGUUAUCUGUAACAAACUUGUAUACUAUAUACUCAUUUGUGUACACAUCAUCUUUUAAAAAUCAUGUAAAUUUUUGUAUUUAUGUCGGUUUGAAUAUAAUAUAUCAUGUUUCAUACGUAUUCUCCAAUAAAUAAAUCAAUUUUUUCACAAU